GGCUUGAGCUUGUCGACGUAUACCUGGAUUCGUACUAGCAGUUCUGGGUGUAACGGUUUAUGCAGCCAAUCCCCUGCGAUAGCUUUCCCUCUGCAUUCACUCCUUGCCUUCUCAUUCGUCACUCGCUGUGGCCUGUAGUGUAGCUCGUUGAGAGAUGCUGCGUUCCGACACGCCGCGCCGCACGACGCCGUUGAUGCGGCUUCCCCAUGCUAUUACACCAACCGGCUUCCCGCCACUAUCGCGACUUUGCCUUCUUUCUUUUCUUUCCUUUUUCCAUUUUAGCGCCCCCUGUGAUUGCGCCCUACGAGCGGGUGAGAAAAGCUGGUGACAGGGUUGUGACUUCACCGGCUGCAGACAAUGCCCGUAAACCCCAAAGAACCGCUCAUCUAGCCGACGGUCAACCUCCUACGUGAUACUAUUUCUCGUCUCCUACCCCCCCGCUCAUGCAGGCCAUUAUGAAUAGCAUUGCCCCCAUUUAUUGGCUAGCUCAUUUUCCUUGUCCUCGUGAGCUUCGUUGGCGCCGGAUCGCGCAGAGACAGCAAACACUUUCUAGGGGGUACAGGACACGGUAAGCCCUUCAGCUCCUCCGCAAAACUCACGGAAUGCGACAAAGGCGCACAACCUCGCCCGAUCCAUCAAGCUAAAGCGAGCGUCUCAAAACGCGGAGGAGGGCACUUUGUACUGCAGUACUUGUGCUUACACGACGAGUGAAAACGAGGGGUGUGUUGCCGCAAACUCGGCCUAUAUCAUGCAUUAGCUCGCGUGCCCU
Molecule: messenger RNA, 769 nt
Organism: Trichoderma harzianum CBS 226.95
Lineage: Eukaryota; Fungi; Ascomycota; Sordariomycetes; Hypocreales; Hypocreaceae
Exons: 1
Coding region: 207-413 (68 amino acids)
Source: RefSeq, a predicted model, not a curated record